This is a messenger RNA of Lasiosphaeria miniovina, 813 nucleotides long. Its product is annotated as S-adenosyl-L-methionine-dependent methyltransferase. The record is from RefSeq and is a predicted model, not a curated record. NCBI's taxonomy places the organism in Eukaryota, Fungi, Ascomycota, Sordariomycetes, Sordariales, Lasiosphaeriaceae. The coding region runs from base 1 to 813 and encodes 270 amino acids. Gene Ontology annotation, molecular function: methyltransferase activity. The transcript is spliced from 6 exons.
AUGGCGUCCGCUUCCCCUUCCGCUUCCGCGUCCGACCAGAACAGAGAGUUUUUCAACAACGAGGCCGCGUCGUACGACGCAAAGCACGAGAAGACACUCAGCCAGCUGGUCGAGGAGAUCCGUUCCCGGCUCGACUUUAUCGGGGCGGACUUGGUCAACGACGACGACGAUGAUGACAGUGAUGACGAAGACGGUGAUGGGGCUGUGAACAAAGACGCAGAGGCAGCUCGGGAGAGGGCGGUGCGGCUCUUGGACUAUGCCUGCGGGACCGGUGUUGGGUUGCCACUGGUCAUAGUAUCUAGGGCAUUGGCCCCCUACACAACACAAUGUGUCGGGGUCGACCUUUCGGAGAACAUGGUCGCUGCAUACAACGCGCGAGCUGAGAACCAGGGGCUCACGGCCGACGAAAUGCACGCAUACCAGGGAAACCUCUGUGUGCCCGACGACCCUAGCCCGCCGGCCCUGGCGGGCCCGACCUUCUUCGACUUUGACAUUGCAGCCGUCGGGCUGGGGUUCCACCACUUUGACAACCCGGCGCUCGUUGCGCGCAGGCUCGUCGAGCGCCUCCGGCCCGGCGGCGUCCUCCUAAUCCUCGAUUUCAUGGCCCAUGGCAAAUUGGACUCAACGCAUGCUGCCUCGCACACGGUCAUGCACCACGGCUUCUCCGAGGACCAUAUUCGCCAGCUGUACGAGCAGGCCGGCGCCGGGACCGACUUCAAGCUCGAGCAGGCCGGGAUCGCCUUCAACCGGGCCACCGAGAGCAGGCCCGAGAUGCGCAGGCAGAUCUUUAUCGCGCGCGGUGUCAAGGCUUGA